AUGUUCAAGAAACGGAAUGUGAAGCAGGAGCAGAAGCGAAAACGUGAUUUAGGGGGAGCAGCCGACGACGGUGAUGUUGUGAAGAAGAGCAAGAUGGGAAAAAAGGGCCCCAGCUUGUUAGGAACGAUGGAAUUUAAAAAAGAGAGCGAAUCUAAGGGUAUCAAGCAAACAGUCAGCAAAGGGCAGGAUGAGGAAGGCCAAUCUGAUGAUCAAAAUGACCAAUCAAAAGAUGUUAUGGAGAAGAAGUCGGGCAGGUACAACAUCAAACAACUGUCCUCCAGCAUCAAGACCAAUACAGUGAUAGAUUACCAGCCAGAUGUUUGCAAAGACUUCCUUAAAAACGGCUAUUGUGGUUAUGGAGAUACGUGCAAGUUUUUGCAUUACAGGGACGAGUUCAAGGUCGUGAAGAACCCCAAGAAAAGGGAAUGGGAGGAGGUGUUGAAGAAGAAUAAAAGAUUCUAA
Ogataea polymorpha is the source of this 462-nucleotide messenger RNA. RefSeq lists its product as uncharacterized. Gene Ontology annotation, cellular component: U2-type spliceosomal complex. Gene Ontology annotation, biological process: snoRNA splicing. Lineage: Eukaryota; Fungi; Ascomycota; Pichiomycetes; Pichiales; Pichiaceae. Gene Ontology annotation, molecular function: metal ion binding. The coding region runs from base 1 to 462 and encodes 153 amino acids. The transcript has a single exon. The record is from RefSeq and is a predicted model, not a curated record.